Polistes canadensis is the source of this 2323-nucleotide messenger RNA. RefSeq names its product alkyldihydroxyacetonephosphate synthase (gene Agps). Bases 255 to 2075 code for a protein of 606 amino acids. The transcript has 6 exons. The record is from RefSeq and is a predicted model, not a curated record. Gene Ontology annotation, biological process: lipid biosynthetic process. Gene Ontology annotation, molecular function: alkylglycerone-phosphate synthase activity; FAD binding. Lineage: Eukaryota; Metazoa; Arthropoda; Insecta; Hymenoptera; Vespidae.
AUUCGGUGUGUGCGUCGGGCGGGGGCUCUAUUGAUUUAAAACUGUUUGUACCGGUGCUCGUGUCAGUAAUAAAGAUUCUUACCGUUCAUGAGGUAAGGCGUCCAAGAAACACCACGAAAUAGUCCGAGGUUACUGAUUAGAUAAAAAUUUAUUGUAUUUACGAUAAACUAAGCGAGCGGUUACCUGUUUUCUUCGAUCGUACGUUUCCUUGCAUUUUCAAACAGGGAAAAAGAGAUACAUUGUUCAUUGACAACAUGUCGAAUGCAGUUAAAACAAUUAGUUCGACGACGAAAAAAUCAAAUAAUAAUUUCGAACCGACUGUACCAAAAAACAGACAAGAGAUUUUAAAGUGGAAUGGCUGGGGUUAUAAGGAUUCACGAUUUCUUUUUAAUAACAAUGUUGUCGAAUUCACUGGCUCCAGAUAUCCUAUCGGUAAUAAAAAACUGCCAUAUUUCACUCAAUGGGUCAAAGAUGUGUUCAACAUACAGUUUGAAGUUAAAUUUACGUCGCAAGAUAUACCAAAAAAUUACCCGAAGUCAAUUAUUUCACCCGAAUUAAUAGAAUCCAUUAAAAGGCUUAACAUCGAUUAUUCGUUGAAAGAAAUAGACCGAUUGGUCAGAGCGCAUGGUCAUACCUUAAGAGAAAUCUUUAUUCUUAAAUAUGGAAUGUUCAAAAGAAUACCGGAUAUUGUAUUAUGGCCUAAAUGUCACGAGGAUGUUGUUAAAAUUGUGAAAAUUUGUGCUGAAUAUCAAGCUGUUUGCAUUCCUUUUGGUGGUGGAACUAGCGUUAGCGGUGCUGCUUGGUGUCCGAUUGAUGAACGUCGAACGAUUAUUUCCUUAGAUACCACGCAAAUGAAUCAAAUAUUAUGGAUUGAUAAAGAAAAUUUAAUAGCUUGUGCACAAACAGGUAUAAUUGGACAAGAUUUGGAACGUGAAUUACGUCAACAUGGUUUAACUUCCGGCCACGAACCGGAUUCCUACGAAUUUUCAAGUUUAGGUGGAUGGGUAGCAACCAGAGCGAGUGGUAUGAAAAAGAAUACUUAUGGAAAUAUCGAAGAUCUUGUAAUACGUGUUCGGAUGGUCACAGGUCGUACGGAAGACAUUGAAUUUACAUUAGAACGAGGAUCAUUAGUCCCUCGUUCAUCUUGUGGGCCAGACUUUGAUCAUAUAAUACUUGGUAGCGAAGGUACAUUGGGCUGCAUUACAGAAGUUAUUUUUAAAGUACGACCUUUGCCAAGGGUAACCAAAUACGGCAGUAUAGUAUUCCCAGACUUCAAAAGUGGACUUGCGGCUAUGAGAAUGAUAGCCAAGGAACGUUGCCAACCAUCUAGUAUCCGACUUAUGGACAAUGAACAAUUUCAAUUUGGUCAGAUAUUACGUCCUGAAUCAAGUUGGGGUAGUUCAAUAUUAGAUAGCUUGAAACAUACAUAUUUAACUAUGAUAAAGUGUUUUAAGUGGGACAGCAUUUGUGUGGCUACACUUUUAUUCGAAGGAGACUCUUCAGAAGAGAUUUCAGCUAAGGAGAAAAAAAUUUAUAACAUUGCUAAGUUAUAUAAUGGUAUAGCUGCUGGAGAAAACAACGGCGAACGUGGCUACACUUUGACUUUCGUUAUUGCAUAUAUACGUGAUCUAGGUUUGGAGUAUGGCGUGGUGUCGGAAUCAUUUGAAACAUCGGUUGCAUGGAAUCGUACUUAUUCCUUAUGUUGUAACGUCAAAUCUCGAGUAGCUAAAGAAUGUAAUGCGCGAGGUAUAAAAUAUUUCAUGAUAUCUUGUCGUGUAACUCAAACCUAUGAUACGGGAUGUUGCGUAUAUUUUUAUAUGGGAAUAAACUAUAUUGGCUUAAAAGAUCCAAUAGGAACUUAUGAACAGAUUGAAGAAGCAGCAAGAGACGAAAUAUUAGCUAGCGGUGGUUCUUUAUCUCAUCAUCACGGUGUCGGUAAAUUAAGAGCUUCGUAUUAUUCGGAAGCUGUCGGACAAGCUGGCGUUUCUCUUUACCGUGCCGCUAAAGCUCAUUUAGAUCCCCAUAAUAUAUUUGCUACAAGAAAUUUAGAUCCUGAUUAUAAAAGUAAACUAUAAAAUCGUUAUUAUUAUUAUUAUUAUUAUUAUUAUUAUUAUUAUUAUUAUUAUUUUUAUUAUUAUGGAAAUUUUAUAAAAGAAAAUGAAGAAAAGAACCAGAAUUGUAAAAGCACACACGAAACAACAAUGUAUAAUAUUGAUUAUUGCAGUGCUCAUUUUAAUAUACCCAAGACGUGAUGAAAUUAUAAAUAUAUAUAUAAUAAUGCCUACGCGAUAAUGAAAGAAAAAGAUAAAAAGAAAAGAAACAA